UAUCGAGGAACGACCAGCUUUGUGGGUGUUGGUGCGUUAGCAUAAGCCCGUUUUCUUGCACAGCCCAAAGUCCUUUUCUCGAUGUCAAAUGGGAGGAGCUGAGAUCCCAGCUGCCGGCAAUGGCAGGGCUGUAGCUCACAGCACCACCUGUCGUCUCUAGGAGAGGAUCGGAGCCUUAAACUAGCAAAAUACUGCUUGUUAGUUCCAAACCCCAUUAACAUAAGCGCCUGUCCCAAAGGAAACAUGGAGCCAGAAGCUUUGGAUCAAGGUCUGUUCAGGGAGAGCGAACAGCGUCGACAUUAUCCUCCGACAUCUAGUCCAGCUUCCUGCAGUUCUCCAAAAUAUCCUCAAACCCGGCUGAAUAAAACUCUGGACACAGACAGUGGGAUUCUGAGUUUCUGCAGUAGUAGAUCAAGUUCUGAAAUAUACAACAUGGGCAAAGAGAUAUUUCCCAUUGCAUCAGGUGAGAAUAUCUGUGCAACAAAUCGAUAUGGAAGACGAUCUGGGAGGAAUCUGCAGUUAAAUUUAUUGGAAUCUGAAAGCAGAAGAUGUGCCCUUACCAACAGCCUUAAAACAGCUUGCUAUGCCUUAAAAGAACAGCAUGAACGAAUGAGCAAGAAGAAUAUGGAAUUGGUCAAUCAUAGUGCUAUAAUUGACAAGAUGAUCUUAAAGCAAAAGCUACUAGAAACUAAGAUGAACCUGCUUCACAAGGAGGAGGUGACACUUCAGGGAGUCAAAAUGGAUGAUGCUGAAAGAGAGAGAGAAUUCCAGGAUAGGAUCUGGUGCUUGGAAGAGGAAAUUGAAAAUGUAAAUCAUAGACUGGAACAAAUGGCUCUGAAGAGAAGAAAUCCUUUGUUUACAGCUUCCAGGUACCUGGAGGAUGAAAGCAAUGAGGCUGAAGAACAGCCACAAAACUAUUGGCGCACCCGACAUGACUCACUGGAGCGUUAUCAAGAGAUAGACUGGAAUGUCAAGGAAGAGGGUGGAGGAGGUGAUCUGGACAAUGUAAUCAAUGAAGAUCCCCUCCAAGAGUUGGCACCUUGCCUAGUCAGCGAUGAAACAGGAAAAGCCUCAAUAGAGACACAGAUAUCAGACCUCCAUUCGGAACUAUUCCAAACCAAAUGUGAGAGCUAUGGACUGAAAAAGCAAUGCCUCGAGUCCGAAUCACAGCUAACUGCCAACAGAAAGAUAAAUGAAAGCCUUUUAUUGGAAAUAACCAGCCUGAAACAAAGCUUGCAGGCUUCGGAACAGAAAAUCCUGAGUCUGCAGAGCGAAAAGACAAUUUUAGCCUCUCGUAUGAAGACCCUAGAAUGUGAAUGGCAGCAGAUAUUCAGUCAAAAAGAACUUUUGCUGAAAACAUUGAAAAGCUUGAAAUAUCGCAAACACGAUGGUUCUUUGUUACAAAUUAAUCCUGAUAACAGGAUACCAUCAAAAAACCUUCAGGAAUGUCCUUCGAAACUAUGUGCGCAGUGUAACUAUCUCCCAAAGGGGCUAGCGUCAGCCAAGGAGGAUGAGCUGGUUGUUUACCAGGAGCAAGUGGAACGUGGUAGGGGUUACUUGACUGCCGACAGCAACUCUGUGAAGGCCACAGGAAUAGAGCUACACAGGACAGACGUAGAAGACAACGAGCAAUCAAAGACAGUCAUCCCAAAGAUCAAUCAAGAUACACAAGAAAAUGCAAGAAUGUGGAAAGAGUCAAGGGAUUCAACUGAAGGAUUACAACAGCAAAGUGCAGACCUGAGCAAAACCCAGAACCUCAUAAACCUGCAAUUUGAAAAAUUAAUGGAGAAAAUAGAAGGUUUUGUGAAGUUAAAUCUAAACCUGGAGAAUGAGAGAAACCAGGCAGUCUGCAGCCUGAAAAUGCAGUCUACUGAAGUAAAGAACCUUGAGGUAUCAAGUGAAUGCAACAGAAAAUUACUUCUACAUCUUCUGAGCAAGAACAUUCAUCUCAGGCAUGACAACCAGUUAAAGGUCAACCAGCUCACAGUCCUCAUCAUUGAACUGCACCACCUGAAGAGGGCUUAUCAGGCACUCUCCCAAAGUGUGGACUGUCCUGAAGGCAGUUUAUCAGCUGAUUGGAUAAACAGGCUACAAUUAAUUAAGAAUGCUGUUGAAAAGAUUAAAACCCAUCAGGUGAAGCUAAAGCUUUUGAAAGAGGAAAACGAACAAUUAGUUCAAAAGUCAAGAUGUGAAUCAUUGCAAAAUAUGGAAGAUAAAGUAUUUGCGUUGAAGGAGGACAUUCAAGCAAAAACACAAAAGUUGGCAGCUUUGGGUGCACAGACAAGACUGCAGCAGGACCAACACAAAAUCCUUUUGACAGAUAAAGCAGCCUUGGGCAUGCAUCCGAAAGCAAUGGGUGGACUCCAAGGUUGUGAGAAAAUGGGCAACGUUACAAGAAGAAUGGGGGCAAGCACUGCAGAAGCUGAAGUGAAACCUGAAAAAGCCUUACACAGUGGAGAAAAUGACUAUCAGAGAUGUUGAGUAAACUUUCCUUCAGAUGCAACCUCUGCCAAUAUUAUACUUUAAUUACUAUGUCGUAGAAUUAUGCAGGGUCAAUACAUUUCUCUAACUCAACAUUAUAUUGUAACACUAAGGAAUGGGUUAGUACACUGCCAUUUCUCUUUUGAGACUUGGGUUUAAAUCCAGACUGAUGAAACUAAAGUUUCCACACUCUGUUAAGGACUUGCAUGAAAUCAAUUUAAGUAGUCUUAAUUUAAGCUCUAGCAUAGCACGAAACCAAAGGAACUCAGGAACUCUGCUCACAUUGAGUAAUCAUAGUCAGACAAGAAUGUAGACAUGUGACAGUGGGGCAAGUAGGUGCACUUUUUUAAAGUAGGGUUUAGGACCUAUUGUUCAGGAAAAGCUGAGGGGAGCUUACCCAGCAUUUGCUCUGAAUUAUAACUGACCUGGAAAUAUUUCAUGCUAACUACAUUUAUCUUGAUCAUGAGUAAUCUCACCAAAACAGAUUCAUCAGUGCUGGAUCAUGACCCCAACACCAAUCAUCAAGCCUUCGUUUCUGAGACUGGCUAGGAUCUGGAGUAUGUUGUCUGUGAGUGAGGUGGAGGAAGGUUCAAUCGACCAUUCAAGAGGGAAAUGGAUUAUUUUCUGAAAAGGAAGAAUGUGCAGGGUCACAGGGAGAAGAUGAAGGAAUGGCACUAUGUGAAUUGCAUGUUCAGCGAGCUGGCACAGACACAAUGGGCUGAAUGGCCUCCUUUGCUGUACUGGGUACUAUCCAACUGUACAUAGGACCUGUCACAAGACAGAACAAUCUCAAGCCUGACAUAUGAGACAAAUGAACUACUUACUGGGGAAUAGUAGCUGAGGUGGUUUCCCAUUGUGUUCCUCAAAGUUUUUAUAAUCAGAGUACUUUCAGGCUUUAUAGAUAUGGACAUACAAGUGAAAAGAAGUAAUACAUUUAUGCAAGGCACUCCAAGUUACAGUUGGAAUACUAUGCACAGAUUAUAUGUGAAACUUCAUAGAGAAUCACCAACAUGAUAACAAACUAUAAUUAUGAAGAGUGUUAUGAUAUAGCAGGUGGUAAUUGUCGGGCUGACCAAAUCCCAAA
This is a messenger RNA of Carcharodon carcharias (great white shark), 3565 nucleotides long. RefSeq lists its product as uncharacterized. Lineage: Eukaryota; Metazoa; Chordata; Chondrichthyes; Lamniformes; Lamnidae. The transcript has 17 exons. The coding region runs from base 244 to 2481 and encodes 745 amino acids. The record is from RefSeq and is a predicted model, not a curated record.